Molecule: messenger RNA, 831 nt
Organism: Fonsecaea monophora
Lineage: Eukaryota; Fungi; Ascomycota; Eurotiomycetes; Chaetothyriales; Herpotrichiellaceae
Exons: 3
Coding region: 1-831 (276 amino acids)
Biological process (GO): protein N-linked glycosylation
Cellular component (GO): mannan polymerase complex
Molecular function (GO): alpha-1,6-mannosyltransferase activity
Source: RefSeq, a predicted model, not a curated record
AUGGCUUACUUCUUCUGGGAGGAUGAAGGCAUUGUGCGAAUGUUGGCCGAAUUUGAGCCUGACUUUGUCCAUCGCUUUGUUUCCUUGCCCUCGAACGUGGAGCGGGCUGAUGUCUUCCGCGUUCUGGUUUUGAAAUGGUUUGGCGGGAUUUACGCAGACGUGGACACGCGACCCCUUCGUCGCCCUGUCUCUUGGGUUUCUGCUUCCGACCUUGCACCCUGGACCGACGCCGUAACGGGACUGAAGUAUUCCUCCUACAACACAGUAAGCACCAUUCUCGGCAUUGAGGCUGAUUGUGUGCCUUUCAAGAGUGACUAUUGGCGCAUGGGGUAUUCGUACCCGGUCCAACUCACACAGUGGGCGUUGGCUUCCAGUCCUGGCCACCCUAUUCUUUUACGUUUCAUGGACACUCUUCAACGGAGGCUAGCAGAUGUUGCAAGGCGCAACAGGGGAGAUAUCACCGCUCCCCAAGCCGUAAGGGAGCUACAACGGAUUGGACCGCUGUCUUUGACAGGACCAGUUGCCGUGACCGUCGCAGCAAAGACUUGGUUAGAGGAACGGAUUGGACUGCGGUGGAACGCUCUCACUGGAUUAGCAGACGGUGGCCAAAGCAAGCUGGUCGACGACGUUUUGAUCUUGCCAAUCACCGGGUUUAGCCCCGGUCGAGGCAAAUACGGCAAUAUGGGCUCGAAGCCAGUCACGGACUCGUCGGCGCGAGUAUGGCACCAGGCGCAGGGAUCAUGGCGCUCGUUCGACCCCAAGGUCGAAUUUGGGAAAGCCUGUCGGACCUUGCUCGGGUUGUGCAAGGACUGGUCGAAGCAGCCAGAUUGA